AUGUAUCGUUGCGCAGCAGGCGGCGAAAUGAAGCCUCUGGCAGCCUACACUGCCAGCCAGCAGCGUCGUGCUAAGUCAAACAACCGUCAGAACUCUGGAAUGAUCUGCAAGGAACACUCUCAGCCUGCUGGUUUGGAGCGCUAUUGCCAUGUCUGCUUACGAACACUCCCUAUUCACAAGUUCUCCUAUAACUCGCGCAACGAUGAUGAACCUCGCUGCAUUCAAUGCACAGCAUGGGACACCGAUGCCGAGCCUGGUGUUACGCCCAUUCCUCUGGCUACAGGGCAUGUCUCCGUGGAGGAAAAUAUCAAAAUCAGGUGGAGGGAGCCCAUCGACACGGCUGACUUUUUCGAGAAAGAAGACCUCCCCAUGGCACCUAUCACUGGACCUGAGGGGCUUGAUCUGCCUGCAAGCGAGUCCGUCAACAGAAUCUUUACCCAAGUCGUGGGCAACUCUUCCCGAUCGACCCGAACCUCCACAGCCAUGCCGACAGCAUCGGAAACCUCUAGUACUGCCGGAGAGCACAUGUCAACAACUUCUAGCCGUGUACCCCCUCACCUGAAAGGCCUUCUGCCUAACCUGGAAGCGUUAUCUGUUGAUGAUCAAUCUGUUUCCGCCAAGUCCAACGAGGUACAGCCGAAAAAUGUUGGCAGCACCACCAACAAGUUGCCACCUCACCUCGCAAAUAAGAAGAAGCCACUGCAGGAGUCCGGUGGAAGCAUCACUGGAAGCAUUUCGACGGCAACGACAUUGCGCAAUGAGAAGGAGGAAAUUACCACUACUCGGCAGAUAACCUUCAAUGCCUGGGGCAACGACGGACAGAAACACCGAGCCAUCAAGAAUCCCACAGUCAUGUCCAGCUCAACCACUACAGAAUCAGCAACUGGCGAGAACCAGAGUGACUCCAACGCCAUUGGAGAAACUGAGACUGGCUCCAACAUCGUUGGUGACUGGGACGACAUUCCUCCUGCACCGGAACCGCAGGUCCGGAAGGGCGGCAAAUGGCCUAAAUCAAGUGAACUUCGUAUCUCUCAGGCAGAGCUCAGAGAGCGGGAGCGACUGGGUGAUGAACGACAAAAGUUCGAUCCUGAUGACGACCGCCAGCGUCGACGUAAGAAUAUCUUGUAA
Molecule: messenger RNA, 1128 nt
Organism: Fusarium sp. VM40
Lineage: Eukaryota; Fungi; Ascomycota; Sordariomycetes; Hypocreales; Nectriaceae
Source: the annotation of a GenBank genome assembly